Messenger RNA from Verticillium nonalfalfae, 204 nucleotides. RefSeq lists its product as uncharacterized. The record is from RefSeq and is a predicted model, not a curated record. Bases 1 to 204 code for a protein of 67 amino acids. The transcript has a single exon. Lineage: Eukaryota; Fungi; Ascomycota; Sordariomycetes; Glomerellales; Plectosphaerellaceae.
AUGCCUGAAAAAGCCGAACAGGAAUUCGCCGCUUGGGAACUGGCCUUCUUUCGAAUCCUCAAGGUCAUCUCGAGCUUGCUGCUGAGGUUUAUGGAGUCGGCCACUGUCAUUGCCAUCAUCCUGAUCCUGAUCAAGGUGGGAGGCGUCGUGAAGGAGAAGAUCUAUGGGCCGACAGGAGAGCAGAAGGUGAAGAAGCAGCAGUGA